CAAAACAAAGAAUGUAGAUUAGAAGAACCAAAUCGUAAACUAAACCUUGAACCUUUAUGCCAAACGCUGAAAUUAACAAUAGAUCUAUCUUCUGCAGUUGUUAGACUAAAGACAUUAACUUAUUUCUCUCGAUUGUUUAGAAAGAAACUGCAAGGCAUCCAUCGGCUGCAGAGAAAGAGAUAACAGUAGAUAACUUCCUAUGGAAUUAGAUAAGUCGGUAGAUGGGAAAAGAAUUUCUGUUUUAUUUCCCGAAAAAAUAUGGACUUUGAUCAUUGAUUAAAGUCCAUUACACUUUUAUUUCAGAAUUUUAUGGCCUAAUUUACUAACAUAAAUUAGGUUUGCUAAAUAAUAUUUUAAAAAAUCUGGGUUUUUAACAUUAAAUCUCUUCUUAUGAUUUUUUUUUUAGAAACUUGGUUUCAUUAUUAUUUUUGUUUGUCUACGUAAUGUUUUAUUUAAAAAAUGUAAAAAAAAGUCAAUUUUAAAACAAAAUUUUUAUAAUAUGAUUUAAUAAAACCCAAAAGUAUAAUCAUACCUCAAAUAAUUUACUGUUGACUUUACAAAACAUAAAAACACACAAUAAAAUAUUUGACUAAAAAAACACAAUAAAAGUUAACACAAUCUCAUAGUUUAUAAUUGAAAAUUAAUCACAUUAAACAAAGACACACUAAUGUCAAACCUGAAUAACAUAUUAAUCUAUAACAUAAACAGUGACAAAAAAAAUAAUAAGUAUAAACAAUUAUAUUUAUUUCAUUUUCAAAAGUUAAAAACAUAUAAUUCUGAAGAACAAAUACUCGCGCGGGCGCGUACUUACACCGUGAGAUUGUGAGAUGUAUGGGUCAAAGUUGAGGCCCAAGCCAAUCAACUAAAUCUGUAUAUAGAGGCCCACUUUAGAGAAAAACAAAACGACGCCGGUUCGUUGAGUAACUAGAGAGACAAGAAAGCAGUUAGUUCCGUUAUGCGAUGGGAAAACAUGUUGCAACUCCGAGCAAAGACAUCGUUCAAGUUCAACAACACUACUCUCGCUUCACUCUUCAUUCUUCCCACCAAACAAUUUGGAUUCAGUUACAGUCUUUUGUCUUCAUCAUGCAACCCAAAGAACAUGGUUUUGGACUCCAAAGCUUACACGAAACUCGUUCAAAAAUCCGCGAGCUCAGGCUCCCCUCUUCUGGGCAAGCUCGCACACGCCCACAUGAUCAAAUCCUCCUUCAAACCCUGCCUGUUCUUACUCAACAAUCUCCUCUCCAUGUACUGCAAGUGCCGAGAUUUGAACCUCGCACGCAAGGUGUUCGACGUAAUGCCUGAACGAAACAUCAUCACUUUCAACUCUUUGAUUUCCGGGUACAGCCAAGUUGGGUUUCACGAACACUCCAUGAAGCUGUUCCUCGAAGCUAGGGAUUCCAAUUUGAAGCUCGAUAAGUUCACUUACGCCGGCGCGUUGGCGUUCUGUGGAGAAAGGUGUGAUCUUGGGCUAGGGAAGUUGCUGCACGGUUUGGUAAUUGUGAACGGUUUGGCUGAUCAAGUCUUUGUUGUUAAUGUUUUGAUUAACAUGUAUUGUAAGUGUGGGGAGGUUGAUCAAGCAAUGUCCUUGUUUGAUCGAACCGAUGAAAAGGAUAAGGAGACAUGGAACUCUGUGAUCUCCGGGUACGUUCGUGUUGGUUUAGCGGGAGAGACGCUUAGUAUGUUGGCUAAGAUGCAUAGAGAGGGUCUGAAGCUGACGACUUAUGCUCUUGGGAGUGUGUUGAAGGCUUGUUGUAUAGACCUGAAGGAAGAGAAUGGUAUGGUUAUACACUGUUAUGUAGCGAAGGUAGGAAUGGAAUGUGAUCUAGUCGUUGGUACUGCGUUGCUUGACAUGUACGCAAAGCAUGGGAGUUUGAAAGAGGCGGUAAAGCUUUUUGGUUUGAUGCCUGUUAAGAAUGUGGUUAUGUAUAACGCCAUGAUCUCUGGGUUUCUCCAUACGGAUGAUAUAACUUGUAGUGAAAAAGCCUUAAAGCUCUUCAUGGAUAUACAAAGACAGGGGUUGAAACCAUCGCCGACGACGUUUUCAUCUGUGCUCAAAGCUUGUUGCGUCGCGAAAGCCAUGGAAUAUGGAAAGCAGAUCCACGCUUUGGUAUGUAAGAAUAACUUUCAGUCUGAUGAGUUUAUUGGCAGUGCUCUCAUUGAGCUUUAUGCUUUAAUUGGUUCACCUGAAGACGGAAUGCGAUGCUUUGCUUCAACGUCAAAGCGAGAUAUCGCCUCGUGGACGUCCAUGAUCGAUUGCCAUGUCCAAAACGAGGAGCUUGUGAGUGCGUUUGAUCUGUUCCGACAGCUUUGUUGUACCCGUUUAAGACCGGAAGAGUAUACAGUCUCGCUUAUGAUGAGUGCCUGUGCUGAUUUCGCUGCGUUAAGCUCAGGGGAGCAGGUUCAAGGGUUUGCUAUAAAGAGUGGAAUCGAUGCUUUCACCAGCGUCAAGACCUCGAGCAUCUCUAUGUACGCAAAGUCAGGUAACAUGCCGCUCGCGAGUCAAAUCUUCACCGAGGUGGAACAUCCAGACGUUGCAACGUACUCAGCUAUGAUCUCGUGCCUUGCGCAGCACGGUUUCGCUAGCGACGCUCUAAGCCUCUUCGAAACGAUGAAAACAUGCGGGUUCAGACCGAACCAGCAGGCGUUUCUCGCUGUUCUGAUAGCCUGUUGCCACGGAGGAUUAGUCACGGAAGGACUAAACCACUUCCAAGCCAUGUGGGACGAGCACAGGAUCAGCCCUAACGAGAAACACUUCACUUGCCUCGUGGAUCUCUUAGGUCGAACAGGAAGGUUAUCAGAGGCCGAGAGUUUGAUUCUGAGCUCGGGGUUUCAAGACCAUCCGGCGAUGUGGAAAGCGCUGCUUAGCUCUUGCAGGGUUUACAAGAACAGCGUGUUGGGAAGACGCGUUGCGGAGAGGUUGAUGGAGCUCGAGCCUGAAGCGUCCGGCUCGUAUGUUUUGCUGCACAACAUCUACAACGAGUCUGGAGUUAACUCUUGUGGUGAAGAGGUGAGAGAGCUGAUGAGGGAUCGAGGGGUCAAGAAAGAACCGGCUUUGAGCUGUAUUGUGAUUGGUAAACAAGCUCAUUGGUUUGCGGUCGCUGACUCUUGUCACCCGUCGAGAGAGAUGAUCUACGGGAUGCUGCAACAGCAGUUGGAUACUAUGAACAGUGUAGACCAUGAGACUCUUGUUUGUUAUGUUACAUGAAAAGAAAAAUUAAUUCCAAGUAUUCUCUUA
Messenger RNA from Brassica napus (rape), 3235 nucleotides. RefSeq names its product pentatricopeptide repeat-containing protein At3g13880-like. The transcript has a single exon. Gene Ontology annotation, molecular function: protein binding; RNA binding. NCBI's taxonomy places the organism in Eukaryota, Viridiplantae, Streptophyta, Magnoliopsida, Brassicales, Brassicaceae. The record is from RefSeq and is a predicted model, not a curated record. The coding region runs from base 956 to 3205 and encodes 749 amino acids. Gene Ontology annotation, biological process: RNA modification.